Boeremia exigua is the source of this 3210-nucleotide messenger RNA. RefSeq lists its product as uncharacterized. The record is from RefSeq and is a predicted model, not a curated record. Bases 1 to 3210 code for a protein of 1069 amino acids. The transcript has 11 exons. Lineage: Eukaryota; Fungi; Ascomycota; Dothideomycetes; Pleosporales; Didymellaceae.
AUGGACAGCAGCAAGGAUGCUUGUCCUGGAUCGGGUGCCGGAACAGGCGAGUUGGAGCAUGAAGAGAGCUUGCUCGACAUCAAAGCAUUGACGCAAAUACUCACAUCUGAGACAAUCAACAAUUACGCCGGCGUUGACUCUGAGUCUGCGACCGACUCAUAUGAUGACAACCAACGCGGGGAAUUUCUCGCGCUCUUGGCCAAGAAAAUGCGGGAGACAGAUUCUGUUGCGGCAGCAGCACCUGCUCCUCCACCCGUCAACGACUCCGCUGCCGCCCCCGCCGCCUCAAGCACCACAGAUCAGGCAGAAGACGGUCAGGAGCGAUUGGUCCUCGUCCAUACCGGCAAGGAGUAUCUCGAACUAUCUCCCCGCAAGCGUAUACAGGGGAACUCUAAGCUGCAGCGAGCUGCAAACAGUGGCUCAAAGGAGACAAUGGUGAGAGGUCAUUCGUGGACAGCAGGGCUCUUGGAAGAGCACAAGCUCGAUGAUCUCGUACGGCCAAUGCCACAUUGGAACGAGAAGCAGCACUACGUGUAUGGCGUCACGGCGGCAAUAACGGAACUUCACAUCGACAAGCCUGGCACUGCCGACUGGUUUGCUUGGACCCGCGAGAAAGAGCAAGCGCGCGUCAAGAAUCUGACCAAGACAAAGUCCGGGGCAGAUGAAGCAGCCAGCAGCACGGUGCCAUCUAUCGCCGAUCCGAACGUCCCAGAGGUCUUGAAGUCAGGAGCAGACCUAUUUGUCAGUUACAACGACGCACAGCUGGCUGAAGCCCUCCACGAUGCAUAUACCGAGUCCAGAGUCGCUAAAGCGAACACUGCGAAAGCAGUCGUUGCGGCGGCUGAGGUUUGCCGCAAUCUUGGCAGCAAGCUCUCUGUAACGAAAGGGCACGAGAAGCGUCUGGCGCUCGCAGAUCGUCUCGCCCUAUCUCUCGCGACCGCGAUGUCAAGCUUCACAGAUGACUUCAAGUAUCUGCGAACCAGAAAGCUUAAGCACGCAAGUCACGUCUACACGACAUUCACUGAGGCCUUCGCAGCCAACAGCGACGCAAUCAAGGCACUCGCUCUUCUUGAUAUCACCCAAGAGAAGCAAGUCGCAUCCAAGGGCACAGCACUCAAGAUCAACGAAGCUGAUAAGACCUUCGAAUUGAACCAAGCACGUGCUCGCGAUAGGCACCGCCGGACCUCCUCACGAAAUAGGACUACUUCUAGUCUCAGUGACGCAACUGACAAACUGAACAGAGAGCUAAACUUGGAUCCUGCGGAUAGGACUGACUUGAUUUUCCGCCAGCGAGGAAAUGCAGAGCCUCCUCUGACAAUGGUUAAGUGGGCCGACGAGGUCUUGUCAAAGAGCUUGACUAGAGGUGGCCUCUGUGGAGACGGGAUCGGAACGGGUAAAACCAUCGAGUAUUCCGCUCUCAUCCUACGUAAUUCACUUCACUCGCAUGCUACGUACCGACAAUUGGCUGAGAGUGAUCAGCCCUUGCCAGAUUGCAGGCCCUGGCUUGUCCUUACCCUUGCCAGCCUUGUAGGAGAAACCGCGAUAGCCAUCCACCGAUUCGCGCCAGAGCAUUUCAAGGUUGUUGCCGUCAAAGGAAAAAAUUUGAGUUUACCAACGUCAAGAUCAUUUCCAGACAGUCUGGUGGAGUACAGCCGGCUCUGCCACACCGAUUCUUACUUUGACCCCACGCAUCAGGACAACUUCCAUACUAUAGUGGUCAUGUCCUAUCACACGUUCGCUUCGCACCAUGGCCCAAUAGCGCAGGCAAAGUGGGAAGCUAGCGGAGGAUCGUAUCCAGAUCGGAAGGAUUUGAGUUCCGGUAAGCCUGGUGGAAACCCAAAGCAAGACGCCAAAAAGAAGGGUAACGCGAAGUCCAAGACCAGCGCUCGCUCUGACAAGCAGAAGCGCAAAGGCCGAGGACGCAUUUCAGAAGACCCAAAGAUCCCUGAUUCUAAUUGGGCAUUGUCCCCUCGACACAAGUUCGCGGGAAUCGUAUUGGACGAGCCACAGUUCUCGUUGAGAAACGCUAACCGCCACCGAUUGACUGUAGAAUGGGCAGAUGCUUCAGAAGUCUGGUUGUUCACAGGGAGCCCUGCGCCGCGCGGCCUGCGAGACUACGGCUCCUACCUGAAGCUAAUCUCUCGUGGUGACCUCGAGGCUGAGGCACAACGGCUAAUGACGCCGAAGACUAUACCAGGCGCGGACAAAAAGAUUGUCCAGUUCAGUGUCGAUGUUGAAGGGCGCACUCUCGACGAGUCUGUGAACGUGUACGAACUCCAAGAGGACGACCCACGGCGGAAGUUUGCAUACACAUCGGCUUUCUACUCGUUCUGGAUAGGAGGCGCCUUGGAUGAGGAAGACGAUAGAGUGAACGAUCCUGCAAAACAUCACAAGGAUGCCGCUUUUGCUCGGGGAUGCCUGAAAGACUGGAUCAUGCGACGUGACGGGAAAUCGAGGUUUCCCCGUGAAACAGGAGACCAGAUCCUCUCAAACUUGAAGGAACUCAAUCAUUACGAAAUUGAGACGUUGUUCUCCCCUUCAGCUCAACAACAGUAUGAAGUUGGUGUCGAAGCAUGGACUGGUCGCUUUGUGAUAACAGACGACAUCACAGGAAAGCGACGUCCGAACCCUCGUGCUGGGAAAGCGGUCAGCGCUAUGGAAUUGUUUCCACCCUUGAGACACUUGCACGUACCCAAUUCAAGAUGGCAAGCAAAACACGACGCCGAGCAGGCUGUGAAGAAGGCAGCAAAAGAGAAGAGACGAGAAGAGAACCUAGUGCGGAAGAGAGGAAAGCUUGACAGUGGUGUGAUCGAUGACUCGGGUGCCCACAGCCGUCUACUCAAAACCCCUGAUGGUGACUACGUACCGGAGAAGCCAACCGAAGAAGACGCAGCAGAGACCGAUAUCAACCUACCGCAUGACGAUUCCGACUCUGAAGACGACGAAGACGAGAAGACAGAUGUGCUCAGACCCCAAGGAGACUGGUUCUCAUUCUUCUGGGAGUAUUCGGACUUGGCUCAAGGCUUCCCUCAGGCAGCAGGUCAAGAUCUGCCACAGUGGAGGUACUUGAUCCGGAACAUUGUCAGCACUGACACGUACAAGGAAGAUAUGCGUGGUGUUGACGUACACUUUAGUGUUAGCACUUCAUUGUUUAGUCUGCAAUCGUGGCACUUCGCCCGGCUGACAAGUUCGCCUGCUGCAAGUCUGUAG